Molecule: messenger RNA, 1890 nt
Organism: Pomacea canaliculata
Lineage: Eukaryota; Metazoa; Mollusca; Gastropoda; Architaenioglossa; Ampullariidae
Exons: 6
Coding region: 10-1395 (461 amino acids)
Source: RefSeq, a predicted model, not a curated record
UUGAGUUUUAUGGCUCCAUGUUGGGUAUAUAUGCACGACUGCGUCUUCUUCUCAGUCGUGUCAACAGCUGGUUCAAACCCUGUUCCUUGGGGACGACUGUCGCUGGAUCUGACCCUGCAGAGAGAGUUGCUUGUCACAAUGGCCUCCUCCUACUUCUCGGCUGUCGUCUUCAGCCUCGUCUUGGCGACUUUGAUCUCCGCUGAAGUGUAUCCAAAGCCCUAUACACAGCCACCUUACCAGUCUGGUCCCGCUGCAGCGCCGUACCCGAAGGGCCAGUCAUACCCAGGCGGCUAUGAGUAUCAAAAUGGAGGGUACGGAUCUUCGUACAACUACAAGUCGUCCUCGAGCCGUGUGGCUGUUGAGUCGGAAGCAGACGUAUUGGACAGACUGUUUGAUAUCAUCGACAGAAUAAUUGCAUUCGAAGACUUCGCUGCCGAAACCUUGGCGAACACAGACUCCCAGCAAAGUGUCCUGAAGAAGCAGGUGACCCAGCUGACUAUCCUGGACCUGCCGGCCUUGGAGGAGCAGAACGUUGUCCUGAGCAAGAGGCUGGACAAUCUGGAGAAGGCGGUGGAGGACCUCGAGGAUCUCAUUGACGACCUAAGUGCAAAUGUGGAUGAUCUGGAGUACCUGAACGCUGAGAACGCCAAGGACAUCAAGGACCUGGAGAUCGCUCUGGCCAACGAGCAGUUCAUCGACUCCACUCAAGUGCGCGACAUCGCCUCGCUCCUGGCGGCCGUUCAGAACCUCAAGACCAAACUGAUCAGUAUUGAAACAAGCAAGUUUAAGGCCCUCGACAACGAAAUCCAAAAAGUGGUCGGGCAGUUUGUCUCUACAAGUGACCUGGAAACGUCCAGAAUGUGCGAGACUGGUGUCACCACACUGACUGCAGAUGACCGUCGUAACACUGUCGUGUUUAACACAGACUUUGGCGGGCAAGUUCCUCAGAUUGAAUACGGCAUUUCUGGUAUUAAGAGCAGAUUCGUAGGCGAGGAACCUUCCAAAUAUAAUCCAUACGGCAAGCCAUAUGAUCCCAAGUAUCCUCCGUACGGCAAGCCAUAUGACCCCAAGUAUCCCCAGUACGAGAAACCAUAUGACCCCAAGUAUCCCCAGUACGAGAAACCAUAUGACCCCAAGUAUCCCCAGUACGAGAAACCAUAUGACCCCAAGUAUCCCCAGUACGGCAAGCCAUAUGAUUCCAAAUAUCCCCCGUACGGCUCCUACAACGAUCGCAAUCCGGGACUUCUGGGAGACCUUGUUGUCGCCUUGGCAACACCAGAGUCCAUCACCUUCGAACUGGUGGAUGCGGCGUUCAACGUCGCUGAGAGUGUGUCGGUGGAAGUGGCUUGGAAUGUGUGCUCCGUUAGGCCCGGCACCCGCCUUGCUAAAUACUGAGCUGUCAUCACCUCCAAUUACCUUUAGUAACCAAGAAUGACACUGAUGCCGAUGUAUCCGCAGAUUCUACGAUGCUACAAGCUGGGACGUUUUGUGCUUACGCUUAGGUUUUGAGAGGAAUAAUGUUGAUAGACUGAAAAGAAAAAGAUGAUGUACUAUCAAUGAGGGCAUAUUAGUCUAAAUAGAAAAUCGUUGAGCUGUAAAGACGAAAACUGAGAACAGCUUGCUGUAUGAUCAAAAGAAACAACCUAUACAAGAACACUAAAGAGAAGAUAAACAUGAAUGUUAAGAAUAGAAAGAAUAUCACAUGAGCAAAUCGAAAUUUCUCCUGCAUUGUGAGAUCUGUAGGUGUCAUGGAAGAGAUUUGUUUGAGUAAUAUCGCUAUACAGCAUCCAGACACCUCAGCAGCGCAAACGUACAGUUGUAGCCUAGUAGACACUUGCGAUUUUGUUUUCAUUUCACUGUUUUAGUGGUGAAAUAAAUAUGAAACAAUUG